AUGUCACUACUAUACCAAACAAAGCUUUACAUACUUAACGGACAAAAGUCACCCAAACAACGUGAACUGUUUUUUAGCACCACUAGAGCUGUCUAUCUAGUGUCUUCUCCAACUCUGUCUCGCUCUUUGGCUGUUGUUACAGUUGAAUUUGGUUUUGGAGAAAUGAGUGCGUUGAACUUAAGCUGGCACAGUAAAUCAUUAGAUUCUCAAACUGUCUUGAGAUGUGUUAUUUAUCCUACUUGUUCUCCCCAUACUAAUGCACUAGCUUUUAGAGGUAGUGAAUCAAUGGGCCAUUCUUUGAAAAUCCCAUUUGGAAAUACUUCUGCUAAAACAGGACUAAGGAAUCAUAUCCGCCCUCCUUUGCGGGUUGUCUGCGUGGACUACCCAAGACCGGAACUUGAUAACACGGUGAAUUUCUUAGAAGCUGCCCUGUUAUCUUCAUCCUUUCGCUCUUCUCCGCGUCCAGCUAACCCAUUGAAGGUUGUCAUUGCUGGUGCAGGUUUGGCUGGUUUAUCGACUGCAAAAUAUUUGGCAGAUGCAGGCCACAAGCCUGUAUUGCUUGAAGCAAGAGAUGUACUAGGUGGAAAGGUAGCUGCAUGGAAAGAUGAUGAAGGAGACUGGUACGAGACAGGCUUGCAUAUAUUCUGUAAGAUAGGUUUGAAUUCCUUCUCGAGUUUUGCUGCAAGUUCACUUUGUAAUGCUUUUUCCAUUCAUCAUUACCCUACUUGCUCUUUAUUGUUUCUCAUGGAAAGUUUUAAAGUUGGGGCAUAUCCAAAUGUGCAGAACCUUUUUGGUGAACUUGGUAUCAACGAUAGGUUGCAGUGGAAGGAGCAUUCUAUGAUAUUUGCAAUGCCAAAUAAGCCAGGAGAAUUCAGUCGAUUUGAUUUUCCUGAAGUUCUUCCUGCACCAUUAAAUGGGAUAUUGGCCAUUUUAAAGAACAAUGAAAUGCUGACUUGGCCAGAGAAAGUGAAGUUUGCAAUUGGGCUUCUGCCAGCAAUUGUUGGUGGACAGGCGUAUGUUGAGGCUCAAGAUGGUUUAAGUGUUCAAGAGUGGAUGAGAAAGCAGGGUGUGCCUGAUAGAGUGACUAAUGAGGUGUUUAUUGCCAUGUCAAAGGCUCUAAACUUUAUUAACCCAGAUGAACUUUCAAUGCAAUGCAUUUUGAUAGCUUUGAACCGAUUUCUUCAGAGGCUCUGCAUGCCAAUUGUUGAUCAUAUUCGGUCGCUUGGUGGUGAAGUGAAGCUUAAUUCUCGGAUAAAGAAAAUUGAGCUAAAUGAUGAUGGAACGGUGAAGAACUUUUUACUACAUAACGGGGAUGUGAUUGAAGGGGAUGUUUAUGUGUUUGCCACUCCAGUCGAUAUCCUGAAGCUUCUAUUGCCUGACAACUGGAAAGAGAUCCCUUACUUCAAGAAAUUGGAUAAAUUAGUUGGAGUUCCUGUUAUUAACGUUCACAUAUGGUUUGACAGGAAACUGAAGAAUACAUAUGAUCACCUACUUUUUAGCAGAAGUCCCCUUCUCAGUGUGUAUGCUGACAUGUCUGUUACAUGUAAGGAAUAUUAUGACCCAAAUCGAUCUAUGCUGGAGUUGGUUUUUGCUCCUGCUGAAGAAUGGAUUUCAUGCAGUGACUCAGAGAUUAUUGAUGCUACAAUGGGGGAACUUGCAAAACUUUUUCCUGAUGAAAUUUCUGCAGAUCAGAGCAAAGCAAAAAUCCUGAAGUAUCAUGUUGUUAAAACUCCAAGGUCGGUUUACAAGACUGUCCCAAACUGUGAACCUAACCGUCCUUUGCAAAGAUCUCCUAUAGAGGGUUUCUAUUUAGCUGGUGACUACACAAAACAAAAGUACCUGGCUUCAAUGGAAGGUGCUGUUCUAUCAGGGAAGUUUUGCGCACAGGCAGUUGUCCAGGAUUAUGAGUUGCUCGUUGCUCGAGGGCAAAGAAAGUUGACUGAGGCAACCAUUAGUUAA
This is a messenger RNA of Dovyalis caffra, 1959 nucleotides long. The record is from the annotation of a GenBank genome assembly. Lineage: Eukaryota; Viridiplantae; Streptophyta; Magnoliopsida; Malpighiales; Salicaceae.